GCUCGGUCCGAGGAGCGAGCACCUCUUGAUCUUGGGGUCGUGGGUUCGAGAGUGUAAGUGUCUGAGUUUCAACGCUGGGAAAAUACAGAAGGUGGAGAUGGACAGCUAAAGGUGGAUGGAAGAUGGGUGUUAUUAUGUGCCUGUGCAUUUGGACCACGGUCUGCAAGGGGCGCCGAGGCCCACGGGUCCUGUCCUCGCCCCGCAAGGGCCGCCCGUGCCAUUCAUUCUGUGGCUUUCACACCAGACUCUCGCUGGGGGCGGCGGCAGGAAGCGUCAUGUGUGAGGAACGUGCCGCCCGGAGAGCCGCGGCAUCUCUGUCCGGGCUGCGGCUCCCUGCUGGACGGAGGGCCAGACGGACAGAGAGCGAGGUCCUGGUCUGUAUCCAGUGAGAAGGCCCGUGCCGGCCCCCAAGACAGGUGAAAGGUGAGGCCGGGCCGGGCGGAUGCUGGCCCCGAUCCCCAGCCUUCAGCCUUGGCCCCGUCCCAACUUUCAUUUUCACGAACAGGAAAAUCGAAACUUGAGCUCAGCCGAGAGAGUCAGUCAGAGGUGUGUCCGUCCAACCCAUGUGACAGGUUGCUUCUGGCACAUAUAAGCCCUGUCUCCAGGCAGCAGGACAGCCUCAGGGAGCCUGGCCACCAUGUGGAUGCUGGUGCCCGUGGCUUUUGCUGGAAAGCUGCUGAGCGCUUUCAGGAAGCCCCUGCGCUCCCUCUGGAGCAGCCUGGUCCCCUGGGUCCUCUGGCUCAGGGCCACACUCUGGCUGCCAGGGGGACAGAGCGCCCGGCCACCGCAGCCAGGCCGGGGAGAACCGCAGGAGAGCAGAGGGGACGGCGGGCAGGGCCCGGACCAGCCCACCACCCCCACCAGCGUCAACUACCACUUCACCCGCCAGUGCAACUACAAGUGUGGCUUCUGCUUCCACACGGCCAAGACGUCCUUCGUGCUGCCCCUGGACGAGGCCAAGCGAGGGCUGCGGCUGCUGCAGGAAGCCGGGAUGGAGAAGAUCAACUUCUCGGGGGGAGAGCCAUUCAUUCAUGACCGGGGCGAGUACCUGGGCCAGCUGGUGAGGUUCUGCAAAGAGGAGCUAAGGCUGCCCAGCGUGAGCAUCGUCAGCAACGGGAGCCUGAUCCGGGAGCGCUGGUUCAGGACUUACGGUGAAUAUUUGGACAUCCUUGCCAUCUCCUGUGACAGCUUUGAUGAGCAAGUCAACGUCCUCAUUGGUCGUGGCCAAGGAAAGAAAAACCACGUGGAGAAUCUUCAAAAACUGAGGACAUGGUGUAGAGAUUAUAGAGUGGCCUUCAAAAUAAAUUCUGUCAUUAAUCGAUUCAACGUGGAUGAGGAUAUGAGGGAGCAGAUUAAAGCCCUGAACCCGGUCCGCUGGAAAGUCUUCCAGUGCCUCCUCAUCGAGGGGGAGAAUUCUGGAGAAGACGCCUUGAGAGAAGCGCAACAAUUCAUCAUCAGUGAUGAAGAAUUUGAAGGAUUCUUAGACCGCCACAAAGAGGUGUCCUGCUUGGUACCUGAGUCUAACCAGAAGAUGAAAGAUUCCUACCUUAUUCUGGAUGAGUAUAUGCGCUUCCUGAAUUGUAGGAACGGGCGGAAGGAUCCUUCCAAGUCCAUCCUGGAUGUUGGCGUCGAAGAAGCUAUAAAAUUCAGUGGAUUUGAUGAAAAGAUGUUUCUAAAGCGAGGAGGCAAAUAUGUGUGGAGCAAGGCAGACCUGAAGCUGGAUUGGUAGGUCCGGAAGUGGACCCAGCCUUCAACGCGCCCGUGGGGACGCUCGCUCGGACCUGAGGUGUGCUGGCCGGGCUCAGCAGGAAUUCCUGCUGCAUUUCUCAACGGCCCCCAGUCCCAUCUUCUGUUGCACCUGCUACCUGAUUCUCCAUGGUAAAUCCUGGAUCAUCAAAAUCCACAGAUAAUGCAAAACCCUUAACUUUAGUUAAUUUGCUUAUUUAGGAUUUAGUUUUUUGAGCAGUGUUUUCUGCGACUCCCGUGUUCCCAAUUUUGAAGCUAUUUUUGUCAGAUCUUUCAUUUGAUAGAGUUGGGGGCUGUUUGUUUGUUUGUUUGUUUGUUUUGGUUUUGGUUUUUUGUUUUUUUGUUUUUUUGCUAAAUGUUGAGAUGGCAAUUUUCACAUCUAGAACAACGACAGAAUCCCUUCCCCGGUUAGUCUGCCCACUGCAACUCUGUCCUUUCUGCCUUCAUACCAUCGUGGUCUUGGACUUUUUAACCCAGAAGUCUAGAAAUAGUCAACAGAUGUUUUCAGAGAGCAGGAGAUGAUGAUCUCAUGGGUGUUCAGUAAGGGCCUAGAAGGAGAUAGUUCAUCUGCCCACGCUCUGCACGGCCCCUGGCCCAUGCUGACUAUUCCGUGAAUGUUAGCUCUCUCUGCUAGUCCCUUUUCUCUUCCAAGAGUCUCAGCAAAACAAAUACACACUUUACAUUUCAUGACAAAGGGGUCAGGGUUCAGAUUGCUGUAUGCACCUGUUAUCCAAGCCACCGGGAUCUUCCCUGCAACAACGUAUGAGUGCAUGUGAAUAGACAGUUGUCCCUGUAUCUGUGAUAAAUCACGGCUACUAGAUUGGUCUGAUCUGUUAGGAAAAGGCACUGGGAUGCUGUGUAGGAAAGAAUGAAGGGAAACGCCUAGAAUGUACCUGGAUUUUACAUAAAUGAAGCCAUGGCUCAAUAUAAUAUUUCUCAACUAACUCUGAAUCACUUGAAACAAGGAUAUAAUCUGGGUCCAAAAAAAAAAAAAUCUAGGCGAAGAGGAGAAAACCCAUGCCUUCCUUUUCUUAGCUUCUUUGGGAAAAUAUCACUUAAACUGGGUCAGGGGAAAAGAUUCUCUACUUGUGGAAAUAUCACACACAGUUUGUUUAUGUAAUUUAGACAGUAUCUCAUUGCCUGGAAAACAAUAAUUUCCUAUCAUUGUUUCAAAAAAGCAAAAUCAUGGACCAUUUUUUUUGCCCAAGCCUGGAGAAAUUGUAACCCAGCUGCCAUGCCAGUGUCGGUCACUAGGUGGCGUUUGAACGCUGCCCGAGUCUGUGAAGCAGCCACACAGAGAUUCGCUUCAUAAUCUACCUUCCAGACUUGGUGAUUUUGAAAGUUUGGUUUGUGAUUUUUUUUUUCCCCGGAAAACAUAUUUCUACUUCAAAUUUGAAGUCACUAUCGUACAACAGAAAUAUAUUUGUGUCCCAUCUAAAACAGGAUGGGUUAAAAAAAAAUAAAAUAAAAACUUUUUAAAUAAAUAAAAAAUAAAAUAGGAUGGGCUGUCCUGCAUUUUCCAUUUUUUUGUUUUAUAUUUUAAGAGAAAAAUGAAUUAGAAAGCUUUUUCCCUGUAUGGGCCUUGUAACUAAGCUAUGAUGACCUUAGUAUAUAGAAUCAGUAUAUAAAACACUUUUGAUUUUUUUUGCAUAACAUGACCACACUUUGCUGAUCUUCACAUUAUUCAACAAGAGUAAGUUCAGCAAACGAAGUUCACGUAUGUGAAAGCACCGAAGACGUUGUCUGGUAGACAGCAGGUGCUCAAUCAUGAAACAAAAUCUAAAUUGAAAGUCCAAAUCCUCUGAGUUGGAAUGAAUUUCUCUCAAAUUCGAUCAAACUCAAAAUGCAGGAAAUUGUAUUACUCAUUCCCCAAAGGAAGUCUAAAACAAAACAAAACAAAACUGCACCAGAGAAAUAAGUAUCCUACAUCUAGUUUCCGGCUGUUUUUUACAUCACUAUUCCCCUUCCUUAUGCACCGUUAGGAUCGGCAAUGUUUAAAAUAUCUAAAUGUUCAUUUUUAAGGGGGAGAAAUUGGGACAUUUAACACUGAGUAAAAUUCAAAUUUGAACUACAGAACCUUUUGCUUUAUAUUUUCAGUUUUAAAUAUGAGUGUCAGUUUUGUGAAACACAGCCUUUUUUAUUGAAAAAAAAAGAGUCCACGUCUCGUGAUGAGCACUGAGUAAUGUAUAGAAUCGCUCGAUUACUAUAUUGUACACCUGAAAUAACACGAUGCUGUACGUUAACUGGAAUUGGAAAAAAAUAAUGAACAAAAAGGGGAAAAAAAACAAAUGGUGAAUUUAACUGAGGCAUCUCCAUUUCAAUGUGAAGAACAAAGGUUUUGUGGUGCUUUUGAGUGUUGCUAAUGUUUACAUGGUGAUGAUAUGAGUAGAAUUUUGUCUUAGGAAACCUAGAAAGGUCAGACAAUAGUAAUAACAUGUUGGUUUCAAAAGUGUGAAUCAACUCUGCCAUUUAGUGAUAGAUGGUGCAAAAGUUGCCUAUUUUCUUUUAAGGUUAAAGGGGAGUGAGAUCAUGAGCUGAAUCAUCUGAAAGGCAGGCUCCUGUUCCUUCUCUGCUGGGGUCUGGAGUCCAGUCCCUGUGUUGGGAGAGACACAACAUGAUACUAGCACAAGCGAAGUCUCAAUGAGACUCUAUCGGGCAAUAAUUCCUCCCAUAGGCUACCCUCUGGUUGAAAGACUGUUUAAUCAGCUGUGAUUAGAGGAAGACCAAUCAUGCCCUAAGAUUUUAAAGCUUUGUCUUGAGUGUGUAUAGAAGGUCUCCAUUAUUAGGGGAAAAAAUAUAUUUUUUCUUCAUAUGUGCUGCUCUGGAGUAUUGAUCUGAUGUAUUGUAAGACGUUGUAAUAUAUUAAAAUAUUGUUUGUACACUG
Molecule: messenger RNA, 4630 nt
Organism: Felis catus (domestic cat)
Lineage: Eukaryota; Metazoa; Chordata; Mammalia; Carnivora; Felidae
Gene: RSAD2
Product: radical S-adenosyl methionine domain containing 2
Exons: 6
Coding region: 638-1729 (363 amino acids)
Biological process (GO): positive regulation of immune response; defense response to virus
Cellular component (GO): endoplasmic reticulum membrane; endoplasmic reticulum; mitochondrion
Molecular function (GO): catalytic activity; 4 iron, 4 sulfur cluster binding
Source: RefSeq, a predicted model, not a curated record